UCCAGCUGGUCAUGAGAGACUCUCCAGCUUUAAAAACUCUGCCUCCUCCUUCUGUCUCUCUGUCAUCAUCUCCGAAUCUGCUUCAUUGCAUCCAUCGCAUCGCGUCUCUCGUUCCAUUGCUUCAUCUACACUCGCUUACUGCAAAAUGUCUACCACUACCUCCUCCUCCGCUGCUGCUGCCACCUGCACUGGCAACGCCUGGGUUCUCCCUGUCCAGGACAUCGCCUGCGGUCUGAUCUCCACCUCCGACAAAUACUCCGACAUCAUGGACAAGUGCUGCGGGGACGCCGAUGUCGAGAGCUACAACGACGACUGCGGCCUCUACUGUCUCGCCCAGGGCCAGUCCGGCAACGACCUCCUCGACUGCAUCCGCGAGGAGGGCGCAAAGGACGGCGAUUUCUUCUGCGGCGGCGGAAACCUCACACAUACUGCCUCUGCUGCUUUGCCUAGCAGCACGGCCAACAAGGAUAACGACAGUGACAACGACAGUGACAACGAUGCCGACAGCGAGGAUUCCUCUGACGGCGAGGACAAUGCGGCUGUGCGCGCGCCGGCUGUGAACAAGGCUGGGCUGGGUGUUUUGGCGAUGCUCUUCUGCACUGCUUUGCUUGGUUAUGCUGCGUGAGCUUCAUGCAGAGUAUUGGCAUUAGAUGGAUUUGCGGGACAUAUUCAAUCAUGAUCUGUUGAUUUUUUAGUUACAUUUUUUUU
This is a messenger RNA of Aspergillus versicolor CBS 583.65, 708 nucleotides long. RefSeq lists its product as uncharacterized. The coding region runs from base 146 to 625 and encodes 159 amino acids. The record is from RefSeq and is a predicted model, not a curated record. The transcript has a single exon. Lineage: Eukaryota; Fungi; Ascomycota; Eurotiomycetes; Eurotiales; Aspergillaceae.